Molecule: messenger RNA, 5612 nt
Organism: Mesocricetus auratus (golden hamster)
Lineage: Eukaryota; Metazoa; Chordata; Mammalia; Rodentia; Cricetidae
Gene: Dhx36
Product: DEAH-box helicase 36
Exons: 25
Coding region: 103-3102 (999 amino acids)
Cellular component (GO): intracellular anatomical structure; cytoplasm; nucleus
Molecular function (GO): ATP binding; DNA helicase activity; G-quadruplex RNA binding
Source: RefSeq, a predicted model, not a curated record
GGCGCCGGAAGCGGAGCAGGCGUGCGUGUGCUCCCGCUUCCGGGCCCGGUCGCCAUUGUCAGCGGUUGCUUUUCGCGGUGGGGCCGGUGGUCGUCCGGGACGAUGAGCUACGACUACCACCAGGGCUGGGGCCGCGACGCCGGCCCGCGGGGCUCCGGCCAGGGCUCUGGCGGCGGAGGGAACCGGGGCCCAGGCGGAGGAGGCGGCGGGGGCCGCGGGGGCCGGGGCCGGCAUCCCGGACACCUCAAGGGCCGCGAGAUCGGCCUGUGGUACGCCAAGAAGCAGACGCAGAAGAACAAGGAGGCCGAGCGGCAGGAGAGAGCUGUAGUAAACAUGGAUGAACGACGAGAAGAACAAAUUGUGCAGCUGCUGAAUUCCGUGCAAUCUAAGAAUGAUAAAGAUUCAGAAGCACAGAUAUCCUGGUUUGCUCCUGAGGAUCAUGGGUACGGCACAGAAGUGUCUUCAGAGAAAAAGACUAGCUCAGAGAAGAAAUUUGACAACCAGGAAAAGAAAUCGCUGAACCAAGAAAAAAAGACGUUUAGGAUCACAGACAAAUCAUACAUUGACCGAGAUUCUGAGUACUUAUUGCAAGAAAAUGAGCCAAAUGUAGGCUUAGACCAGCAAUUAUUGGAAGAUUUACAAAAGAAAAAAGCGGACCCUCGGUAUAUAGAGAUGCAGCAUUUCAGAAAAAAGCUGCCUUCAUAUGGAAUGCAAAAGGAGCUGGUAAAUCUAAUCAGUAACCAUCAGGUAACGGUAAUAAGUGGUGAAACGGGCUGUGGCAAGACCACGCAGGUUACGCAGUUCAUCUUGGAUGACUACAUUGAAAGAGGAAAAGGGUCUGCCUGCAGAAUAGUGUGCACUCAGCCGAGAAGAAUCAGUGCCAUUUCAGUUGCUGAGAGAGUAGCUGCAGAAAGGGCAGAAUCUUGCGGCAAUGGUAAUAGUACUGGAUACCAGAUUCGUCUCCAGAGUCGGUUGCCAAGGAGACAGGGCUCUAUCUUAUACUGUACAACAGGAAUCAUUCUUCAGUGGCUCCAGUCAGACUCGCGUUUGUCCAGUGUUAGCCACAUUGUACUUGAUGAAAUUCAUGAAAGGAAUCUACAGUCAGAUGUUUUAAUGACUAUUAUUAAAGAUCUUCUCAAUUUUCGAUCUGACCUGAAAGUAAUAUUGAUGAGUGCAACACUGAAUGCUGAGAAAUUUUCAGAAUAUUUUGGUAACUGUCCUAUGAUACAUAUACCUGGUUUUACUUUUCCAGUUGUGGAAUAUCUUUUGGAAGAUAUCAUUGAAAAAAUAAGAUAUGCUCCAGAGCAAAAAGAACAUAGAUCCCAGUUCAAGAGGGGUUUCAUGCAGGGCCAUGUAAACAGACAGGAAAAGGAAGAGAAGGAGGCCAUCUAUAAAGAACGCUGGCCGCUUUAUAUAAAGGAACUGCGGACGAGAUACUCUGCAAGUACCGUGGAUGUUUUGGAAAGGAUGGAUGAUGAUAAAGUUGAUCUGAAUUUGAUUGCUGCCCUUAUUCGAUACAUUGUUUUGGAAGAAGAGGAUGGUGCAAUACUGGUCUUUCUACCAGGCUGGGACAAUAUCAGCACUUUACAUGAUCUCUUGAUGUCACAAGUGAUGUUUAAAUCAGAUAAGUUUAUUAUUAUACCUUUACAUUCACUGAUGCCUACAGUAAACCAGACACAGGUAUUCAAAAAAACUCCUCCCGGCGUUCGGAAAAUAGUAAUUGCUACAAACAUUGCAGAGACUAGCAUCACCAUAGAUGAUGUGGUUUAUGUAAUAGACGGAGGAAAAAUUAAAGAGACACACUUUGACACACAGAACAACAUCAGUACCAUGUCUGCCGAGUGGGUCAGUAAAGCUAAUGCGAAGCAGAGGAAAGGCAGAGCGGGAAGAGUUCAGCCUGGUCAUUGUUAUCAUCUGUAUAAUGGCCUCCGAGCCAGCCUUCUAGAUGACUACCAACUACCAGAGAUUUUGAGAACUCCUUUGGAAGAACUUUGUUUGCAAAUAAAGAUUUUAAGGCUAGGUGGAAUUGCUUAUUUUCUGAGUAGGUUAAUGGAUCCACCAUCAAAUGAGGCAGUAUUGCUCUCCAUAAAACACCUAAUGGAACUGAGUGCUCUGGAUAAACAAGAAGAAUUGACACCUCUUGGCGUCCAUUUAGCCCGAUUACCUGUUGAGCCUCAUAUUGGAAAAAUGAUUCUGUUCGGGGCUUUAUUCUGUUGCUUAGAUCCAGUGCUCACUAUUGCUGCCAGUCUCAGCUUUAAAGAUCCCUUUGUCAUUCCACUGGGAAAAGAAAAGAUUGCAGAUGCAAGAAGAAAGGAGUUGGCAAAGGAAACUAGAAGUGAUCACCUGACAGUUGUGAAUGCAUUUGAGGGUUGGGAGGAAGCGAAGCGGCGUGGUUUCAGACAUGAGAAAGACUACUGCUGGGAGUACUUUCUGUCUUCAAACACGCUGCAGAUGCUGCAUAACAUGAAGGGACAGUUUGCUGAGCAUCUUCUUGGAGCUGGAUUUGUAAGCAGUAGAAGUCCUAAGGAUCCAAAAGCUAAUAUAAAUUCAGAUAAUGAGAAGAUAAUUAAAGCUGUCAUCUGUGCUGGUUUAUAUCCCAAAGUUGCUAAAAUCCGACUAAAUUUGGGUAAAAAAAGAAAAAUGGUAAAAGUCCACACAAAAUGUGACGGUCUGGUUUCUAUCCACCCGAAGUCUGUCAAUGUGGAGCAGACUGACUUCCACUACAACUGGCUCAUCUACCACCUGAAGAUGAGGACAAGCAGUAUUUACUUGUACGACUGUACAGAAGUUUCACCAUACUGCCUGCUGUUCUUUGGGGGAGAUAUUUCUAUCCAGAAAGACAAUGGCCAGGAAGUUAUUGCUGUGGAUGAAUGGAUUGUGUUUCAGUCCCCAGAAAGAAUUGCCCAUCUUGUUAAGGGGCUAAGGAAAGAACUGGACAGCCUUUUGCAAGAGAAGAUUGAGCGCCCUCAUCCAGUAGACUGGAACGAUACUAAGUCCAGAGACUGCGCGGUACUGUCCGCUAUUCUAGACUUGAUCAAAACACAGGAAAAGGCCGUCCCGAGGAACUUGCCACCACGGUCACAGGAGGGAUAUUACAGCUGACAGCUCUCCAUGAUGGCCUGGAACUCAUCCUGACGCCCAUGUUUCUCGCUCUCUUUUUUUGUUUUGUUUUUAGUUUUUGUCAAAAUGUCAAGCCUUGGGUUAUGAAUCACUUUUUGUGUAAGAUAGAAAUUUUCAGUGGGUAGUAAAGAGUUAUGUGCAUGUUUAAACAGUGUCGUCAAAGCUCCUGUAAAGACACUGGGAAAAGCAGUAUGCUCUCUGAUCACAUACUCUGUUGUAGAGAUGUCCACGCUCUGGGAGAAUUCUUCUUCCAUGUAUUACAUGUUGUAACAUUGAGAAAGUCCUUUAUGCUAUUAUGCAAAAUUAAUUUUCUGUCCAUAGUGACUGUCUAGAGACAGUAAAAAUAGAAUGUUUGGCCAAAAAGUAGUGUGAAGUAAGAAUUUGAAUACAACCACAUUUUUUUAAAUGAACUUCUAUUAUGAGUAAAUUUGUUGUAAUAAAGCCCAGUAUUUAAUAAAAUGUACAAUGUGUAAAUCUCAGCUAACUUCUUGGUUUGUUUUCUAAGGUUCUGCUUAUCACUAAUUUCACUUAGUUGCUCUUUUUGUUUUGUUUUUUAACUUUUUAAAAGUGUUCUUAUACCACCUUACUGUCCUGUGUAGCACAGUGUAGCAACCGAGCACAUGUCUGGAUGUGACGGGGGUUCUGUCCCGGCUCAGACUCUUCCUUAGCUGAAGGACAGGUGAAGGUUGUCAGGAAUAGACAUGCUAAUGUGUGUAGAGGACCCCACACUAGUGUCUGAUGCAGAGAAUCCCUAGGCUUUGCUACUGUUGUCCAUGAAAUAGAUUUAACAUCUAGUAAUCUCCCAUUUAUUUUUUAUACUGGUGAUCCUGGAGAUGAUUCAGCCAAGGGCCUCACGCACGAUAGACAAAGUGCUGGAUUACUGAGCCGCAUCCCCAGCCUAUAAAACACCACUCCUAUGCAUCUUUACACUCUUGAUGGGGUCUGACAGAGCGUGCUGUUCCUGGCUUGUUAGAGUGACCAGGUUUUUACUGCUCCAACGCACUUCUUGGUUUCUUGUUGGAGCCCCUAACACUGGCUUAGUGCUGUUGUUUUUCUCAUUGUAAGAUACUGGAAUUUGGUCCUAUUUCCCUCAAAAAUGAUGAGAUGACCAGGGUACGUGCACACUAUGGCCAUGGAUUUGCUGACUGCACUGGUUCAGCUGCUGCUCCCAUGUCUGAGUGUAUGUCACCUGGCGCUGUGUACAAAGAUUUGAGACUACGCUGUCCUAAAUUUGUUCUUGUGGAUUGUCUCACCAAAAGUACGUCUUUCCCUGAACUCACGGAUGGUAAUAGUUACGUCAGUUCUACAGCAUAUUAGUUUUGCCCCUCAAGUCAAGGUGUGUUUCAAGCCAGUAUUGAAUCUUCACAGCAACGGAAGCAUGCUUCAGAACUGUUUCCGGGUGAGCAACUCACAAAGAUGAGUGUGGAGUUUCUACCGCUCGUCGACGUGUCUGCCACAGCCAGGCAGAGUAGAAGGUGAGCUGCAGGCGCUCUGAAGACCCUGCUGACACUCUAGGACUGCUAACGGACAACGCAUCCCAGGCCCCAAAGUGAUGUGUUCUAUAGUGGUCUUAAAAAAUAGGUCACCAAGAAGGAAAGCCUGUGUGUUUUCUCACUUUGUACACCAGAGAAUAAGUCAGAAAAAAAACAAAAACCCUGGAACUUGCUAGAAGAAAUGAAAUUACGGCUGCAUACUGCUCUGAGAGCAUAUCAUGCCUUCCUAGUUAACUGGGAAAAAAGCUCUAGAUAAUUUUAAGUCAAUCGCAACUGUGUUUUGCUGCAUUGGUAAAAACAAAGUCUACUUUAAAAUUAUUUCAGUAUCUGCGCACCCAGACUAAGUAAAUGAUGGCGUAUUUCCCCUCAUUCUCAGCACUGUGAUUGUAUUUAUUCUUAAGUGACUAUAAUUAUGUUAUAUAUCCAUAUAUUUGUAAUAAUCCUUUUUGUUAAACAGCAUUUUUCUGAUUUUUAAAAAAAAAUGUUGACUGGAGAAUAUUUGAAAAAUGUAUCCAGCAAAGGUCAUGUUACCAUUGUUAGUUUUUGAUAUAUUUCCAUACCUUCUUUAAGCUUUAGGGCAUUGCAGAUAAUUAACCAAUUUAAGAGUAUAGUCUCAGUGUAUUUUAUCUUCUGUAUAAGACGAUGCGGCCAACCCCGCCUUGAUGAAGAACAUUACCAUCAACGUGAAAUUUCCCCUUGUCGCUUUUGCAGGCAACGUUGUCCUUACCGUGCUUCUGCCCUGCGGCCCCCAGUGACCAUCAGUGGUUUUCGCCUUUCCUAGGAUUUCCAAUAAUGGCGUCACACAGUCUGUGCGACCACCCUCUUUCACUUCAUAUAAGGCAGCAAGAUAACAUAUGUAUACUUCCUGUACCUAUUACUGAUUUUUACUGUUUAGUAUUCUCCCUUAUGAUUAUGUGAUUGUAUCCAUUUACCGCUUGGCGGUCAUUUCACGCGUUUUCAGCGUUUUUGCUGGUAAUGAAUAAAGCUGCUCUAAAUGUG